AUGCUUACUUUCCGGUACUUCCUAGAGUGUGCUGCCUUAAAACCGAGGAAAGCAGUUGAGGGAGAUGCUCCAGUGAAGCAUGCGCUGUUACAGGGCUUGCUUACGGUGCUCGAGUACUGCUUGGAACAUUCCGCAUCAAGUUAUUCUUGCUUCGAGCAAUUUAUCAAUGCUCUUGGCUACAAUACAGUUCAAUUCUGGCGAUACGCAGUGCCGUACAUCUACGACUCGGACCUCACCUAUGGCACCAAAUUCCGCGACUCGCUACUUUUCAGCCUCACACUGUUCGACGUCAAUAAUGGCAAGAGUAAACUCAGGUGUGAACCCUUCUCUGCUGUCAAAGACGCCACCUUAAAAAUGAGGCUGCCAAAAGCAGUAUUUGCCAUGCAAUGCGUUGUUCGCUCGCGCAGGAAGUUAUCUGUGCGUUUUUAA
Messenger RNA from Gongylonema pulchrum, 429 nucleotides. The record is from the annotation of a GenBank genome assembly. NCBI's taxonomy places the organism in Eukaryota, Metazoa, Nematoda, Chromadorea, Rhabditida, Gongylonematidae.